AUGAGGGGCACAGGCGUCUUUUCCACCUUGGGUAUUCUCUGUGUUGUUUUGUCACUUAAACGUUGUAACGCUAACAAGACAGAGCUCAUAAUUGGAUCGCUGGAAAGAAGCGAGGAUAAAGACAGAGGGGUUCAACUUGGAAUCACACACGCCAUCCACGUCGCUAAAAACUCUUCGAGCUUGAAAGAUUUCCUCAAAAAGUAUGAAAUAAGGAUCGUUUCUUAUCAUACCAGAGGAGAUGUAACAUCAAGUAUUAAUUCCGCCACUCAUGCCUUAAGGUACAGGAAGGGCGGAUUCCCUUUACUUCUGCUCGGACCUCAAACCUCUUCUGAGGCCUCCACGGUUCUUAUGAUCGCAAGAUAUUACCGAAAGUUAAUGGUUACGUAUCUGACGACAACUAACGAUGACAGCGAGAGAAGGGAUCCAUACGGAUUCACAUUCGCUCCAACACAACUUACCUACAUCAAAACUGUUUUAAAGAUAAUGAAUCACUUUAAAUGGAAAAGAUUCGCGAUUGUUUAUGAUUUCCUGGAGACGCAAGGUCUUUAUGUUAAGAAUGUUGAAAGCCUUAUGAUGAACACUGACUCUACGAUAAUUGGCCAUGAAGCGAUAAAUACUGGUGAAGUUAAUUUUAGAAGCAGAAACCAGGAUAUCCAAGACAAGCUUAGAAAACUAAAGGAUUCAGAUUCCAAAAUAUUCUAUGGGGCAUUCAGCAGCAGAGGAGCGUCGCUGGUAUUUUGCGAGGUAUUCAAAAUGGGUUUGUUUGGACCAGAGUUUGUUUGGAUCUUGCACCCGAAUGCUGGAAACAUCGACCUUUGGGUUCGCAGCGCCGAGAUUGAAAGAAGAAAGAACCGGUCUGGCCUUUGUAGCAGAGAACAAUACCAACAAGUAGCAGAAAGAAUUUUCAUACUCGACAAAAACAUCAUAAAUCGCAGUGAUGAGAAUACAACUACUGCUUCAGGCUUGACUUUAAGACAAAUAUUCAAUACUCCAGAUGUGGGAGCCUUAAGAAAAUCACGGAAAAUCGAAAUGACCAUUGCGUUUGAUACAAUGUGGGGCGUUAUGCUGGCUUUGAAAGAAAGCAGUAAGGAACUGCCAAACUCUAUGCCUCUGGAGGAGAAUGUGAAAAGUUUCCUUGGAAAUGCCCGAAUAACGAAAACCAUAGAACUCAAAUUACGUAAUGUCAGCUUUGAAGGACUCACGGGACCUGUUUCAUUUACUAAGAAUGAGGAAAGAAGUGGAAUCAUAAUAAUAAGGCAAUAUCAAGCCGAUAGAACGACGCUGGUUCCCAUUGGUGAGUACCAUAUUAUACAAGAUAAAUUCGUGGUAUAUGAUGAAUUCAAGGACACUUUGUGGAAAGAUAAUCAUCAACCUAUGGAUCACUCACAGAGGGAACUAGAGUUCAUGAAGAUUCAAGUGCCAUUGAUAGCAGCUAUGUGGGGGUUUGCAGCUAUUGGAAUAGCCUGUUCAUCAGGUUUUUUGUGUUUCAACAUAGGAAACCGUAAAAAGAGUGUUAUCAAGAUGUCCUCACCUAACCUCAAUAGCAUCAUCGUUAUGGGUUGCAUGUUGUGUUACGCCGCUGUGAUUUUGAUUGGACUCGAUGUGAGGUUCCUGUACGUGGAGGAAUACACCUUCGUUUGUAAUGCCCGAAGUGCAGUGUUGUGCAUUGGAUACUCUCUCUCAUUUGGCGCAAUGUUCAGCAAAACCUGGAGAGUUCACAAAAUAUUCACGGCAGGGUUAAGUCGUGACAAAAUGGCAAUCAAGGAUAGCCAUCUGCUAGUUACUAUAGCUGCAUUGCUGAUGAUCGAUGUGGUGUUUUUGUCCUUCUGGAUUUUAACAGAUCCGCUCCAAGCUAAAAUACUAACGUUUGAAGAGAGGGUGAGAGAUUUCAUUUUUAAAACCCUGGAAAACCACAUUGUUACUAUCCCAGCGUUGUAUCAAUGUACUUGCAGAUACAAGACGUAUUUCCUUGCGUUCGUGUUUACCUAUAAAGGCUUGUUAUUGUUAUUUGGUAUUUUUCUUGCCUGGGAGACACGCAAUGUUGCUAUUCCUGCUCUGAACGACUCCAAGUACAUCGGGAUGUCAGUUUAUAACGUGUUCGUUUUGUCCAUUAUUGGUGCGUCUGUGUCUCUGGCUUUUCAAGGAUCUGUGCACUACGAGGCUCCAUAUGCCAUUUUAUCAAUAUGCCUUAUCAUGAGUACAUCUGUCACUUUGCUUCUGGUGUUUGUGCCCAAGUGGAGUCGAGGAAUGUGUCUCAAAGACCGAUAA
Messenger RNA from Pocillopora damicornis (cauliflower coral), 2268 nucleotides. Its product is annotated as gamma-aminobutyric acid type B receptor subunit 2. Gene Ontology annotation, biological process: G protein-coupled receptor signaling pathway; gamma-aminobutyric acid signaling pathway. Lineage: Eukaryota; Metazoa; Cnidaria; Anthozoa; Scleractinia; Pocilloporidae. Gene Ontology annotation, cellular component: membrane; G protein-coupled receptor heterodimeric complex. Gene Ontology annotation, molecular function: G protein-coupled GABA receptor activity. The record is from RefSeq and is a predicted model, not a curated record.